This is a messenger RNA of Dracunculus medinensis (Guinea worm), 1644 nucleotides long. The record is from the annotation of a GenBank genome assembly. NCBI's taxonomy places the organism in Eukaryota, Metazoa, Nematoda, Chromadorea, Rhabditida, Dracunculidae.
AUGAAAUUAUCGCGAAGAAAAUUGUAUUCCAGAUUAAUUGGUUUCAUUUUCUUUUAUAUACGAAAAAUUCCAUAUGUUCGCAAUAAAAUUGAAAAUGAAUUGGACAAAAUGAAGAAAUUUAUCGUAAAAACUAUUCAUAAAUAUGAUACUGAUAAAAAUUUUAUCAAAUUUUUACCGGAAAAUCCGAUUGAUUUUGAUGAAAUUAUUAAAAUUUCAGAAAAAUACGAAUUAAUGAGCAGUUUUAAUGAAAAGCAAAUAAGCGGAGCUAUAUAUACGUUACACAAAGACGAUGAACAUAUCAAACUUCUUUUAAAGAUAUUCGAAUCAUAUGCAUAUUCGAAUCCGUUACAUCCAGACAUUUUUCCUGGUUGUCGAAGGAUGGAAUCAGAAGUGAUAAAAAUUGUUAGCAACUUAUUUCAUGGUGAUGAUAACGUCCGUGGAGUGAUGACAAGUGGUGGUACAGAAUCGAUUAUGUUGGCAAUGUUGGCAUAUCGAAAUUUGGCAUAUUCUAAAGGUAUUAAAGAUCCGGAAAUGAUUAUACCGAUAACUGCCCAUGCAGCCUUCGACAAGGUUAUUUCUUUUCUUUUGUCCUUUAUCUGUUUUUAUAUUAAAUUAUUAAAUUAUUCAAAUAAUGUUGGCUUAAUUCAGGCAUCUCAUUUAUUCAACAUUCGAUUAAAACAUGUAAAUGUUUUAACAGAUAAUCGAGUUAAUGUCAACGAAAUGAGGAAGGCUAUAUCAAACAACACUUGUGCGCUGGUUUGUUCGGCUCCAAAUUUCCCUUCAGGAACCAUCGACGACAUUGAAAAAGUUGCAAAGAUCGGUGAGCGCUUUGGUAUACCAGUUCACGUUGAUGCUUGCUUGGGUGGUUUUCUCAUUGUUUUCAUGGAAGAGUGUGGAUUUCCAUUACCUUUAUUUGAUUUUCGCCUCCAAGGAGUAACCUCGAUCUCUUGUGAUACGCAUAAAUAUGGUUAUGCUCCAAAAGGAUCUUCAGUAAUUUUAUAUCGCGAUAAAAAUUAUUUGCACUAUCAAUAUUCUUGUAUACCUGAAUGGACUGGUGGAAUUUAUGCUACGCCUACAUUGGCUGGUGAUAUUUUUAUUUUAUGCAAUAAUACGUUGGUGUUUGGUAGUCGUUGUGGGAUGUCGAUAGCAUUAGCUUGGGCAACUUUGCUUUACUUUGGUCGAAGUCGCUAUUUGGAAAGAACGAAGGCCAUUAUUACGUGUGCUCGAACUAUCGCUAACGCCAUAAGCGGAAUUUCGAAUGAAGUAAUGAUAAAAUUCAACUUUCGUUUAAAAUUAUUGGGAUCUCCUGAUGUUUCAGUUGUUGCAUUUACUAGUGACAUUUUUAAUAUAUAUGCAUUGGCCGAUCAAAUGGCUUCAUUUGGAUGGAAUUUAAAUUCACUGCAAAAUCCGGCUGCAAUUCAUAUUUGUGUGACUUAUAAUACUGCAAUAUUCAAUGCAGCUGAUGAUUUUAUUCGUGAUUUGAAAAAAGUUGCCGCUAAUUUAAUGGUGAAUCCUUCGGAUGGAAAUAAAUCUAGUACGGCCUCAAUUUAUGGUUUAGCUGCUUCGAUUCCGGAUAAAAGUCUUGUUAGCGAUGUUGCAUACAUGUAUUUAGAUUCGUGUUAUGAAAUGCCAUUUUCCGAAUAA